GGCCAGCUCGAGGCUAGCAAGUAGCAAUGCCCCGAUAUGGCAUAACUUAUUACAUAAUAGACCUCUGUGAGAGGCUCGAACAAACCGCCGCCGAGCCGUCGCUAUAUGUCAUUGCCGAUGCUCCGGUCGAGAGCGCCCCCAUUACCGGUACCACUGCUGGGGAUGCUCUCAUCCCUAUUCCCUAAGCCGAACCCCAUCCUCUUCACUCCCCAUAGCUCUGUCUCUUCUUCCGGCUCACUUCACCCCCUCACCCUCUCCUCCGACCGUAAGAAACUUUCUCCAGCUCACCGGAGCUGCUGUUUCAGCAGCAUGACCAUCUCCAGAUGCUUUUCCGGAGCAGCAGGAGCCGACCCGAUUCCGGUCCCUUCAGCGCAGGAGCCGAAGGUUCCGGUUUCCAACCCCGAUUCUCAGGCUCUGGUGGUGGUCUCCUUCUACAAGUUCGCGGAUUUCCCUGACCACGCUGAGCUGCGGAAACCCUUGAAGGACCUCUGCGAGGAAUUGCGUGUGUCAGGUGGUAUCAUCCUUGCGCCAGAAGGGAUCAAUGGCAGCAUCUGUGGGACCCGUGAAUCAGUUGAAAAAGUUCUUGGAUUCAUCCAGGAGGAUGAUCGGUUAAAUGGGCUCAGACAGAUCGAAUCUCCGGUGAGUCCUGAAGAAGAGGCUCUUCAUCAUGGACAUAGUAGCAGCUCUCCUCUUGCAGCUGGGGAAGAUGCCCCCUUCCGUUGGGAUCACGUCAGAGUCAAGCUGAAGAAAGAGAUUGUUUCUCUUGGAAUGCCUACUGUGUCACCCAUUGAGAGGGUUGGGAAGUAUAUAAGCCCUGGGGACUGGAACGCACUGAUCAGUGAUCCGGAUACAGUGGUGAUCGAUGUGCGCAAUGACUAUGAAACGAGAAUUGGGAAAUUCAAAGGAGCAGUUGAUCCAUGCACUGCAGCCUUCAGGGAGUUUCCUUCUUGGGUGGAGAACCAGUUCCAACUUCCUGAAUCGAGUGGUCAGCAUUUAAUGGCAGAGGAGAAUUGUUCAAAUGCAAAUGGCAGUCCAGAAACUGAAAUCCCGAAACAGAGGAUGCCUCAGCGGGUUGCAAUGUAUUGCACAGGAGGAAUUCGGUGCGAGAAAGCUUCAAGUUUCCUCCUGAGCAAGGGUUUCAAAGAGGUUUAUCACUUGAAAGGUGGAAUAUUGAAGUACCUCGAGGAAGUUCCGGAGGCAGAGAGCAUGUGGGAAGGGGAGUGCUUCGUUUUUGACAAGCGGGUAUCUGUUGAGCAUGGUUUAGUACCGGGAACUUUCAAGCUCUGCUAUGGCUGCAAGCAACCUGUAAGUGACGAGGACAUGGAAGCACCGGAGUGGGAGUAUGGAGUCUCAUGUCCCCACUGUUACUACUCCAAGUCCGAGGAAGAGAAGGAGAGGGCAAGAGCUCGACAGAGGCAGUUCGAGACAUGGGGCAUCAUUGGUGGGCCUGAUAAAGGUCGAAGGCCAGCACUGAAGUUGGAUAAUAUGAAGGAGAACAGCUAUAGUAAGAACAGCAAUACUAGGCACUCGAGUUCGGUUUAGGAUUUUCGUCACCCUCGGGUUAAGUUUGAGUCGGUUUGGCUGUGAGGCACUUUGGGCGUCGUGUCAUAAUUUGUCAGAGUGAAGCUUUGAGUUCUGUCAGGUAACGCUCAUGGGGGAAGCCUUCUUUGGAUUGCUGUUAUUAGGCAAAGGCAGUUUUUGAUAGAGAAGAGUGAGAGAGGGAAAGUAGUCCUGACAUGCAUCAGAAUCAAGUUAUAAAUUUUUCUAGUUGAGGCAUUUCAGAGGCAGAGGAAAGCAAAUCGAUAACUCCUCGGCUUUCCUUAUUCUUGGUUUUCAAUCCUCUUCUAUCAGUUUCCUGUUGACAGAGACUUCCGAUAAGGUCGAGAUGUAAUUUAAUUAUGAUUCUGCGGUUCGUUUUUCUUUAUUGAA
Molecule: messenger RNA, 1929 nt
Organism: Punica granatum (pomegranate)
Lineage: Eukaryota; Viridiplantae; Streptophyta; Magnoliopsida; Myrtales; Lythraceae
Source: RefSeq, a predicted model, not a curated record